UACAAAGUGACCAAUGAAAUUGUACGUUAUAUUUUAGCUGCAAGAUUCGAAAUGAGAAUAAUAUCGUAAAACACGGAAAGUUUAAGUGAUGGCAGAAACACAGGAUAAGAAAAUUUCAGCUGCGACUCGAAGUCGUUUACCGACGUUUAGUGCUAAGAAGAGAGCCCGCAGUCCUGAUGAGAAUGCUCCAAAAGUGGUAGCAACUGAAAAAAGGAGGAAAAUACUUAGUGCAUCAACAGAAAAUCUUCAUGACACAAGCAUUCAGUCAGUGGGGAAAUCCAGCUUGAACAAUAGUUUCCGGUCAAGUAGCAGCACAGGAAGCCUGCGAUCUAACUCGGUUCUCAACAGAACAACUACAGGCGUGGUGAGACCAGCAGUAAAGAAAACCCCGAAGCCAACUGUCGGGUCAGCUUCUAAGACAAGUGUAGGUAAAAAGAAACCCCCUGUCGGGCCAACUGUACCCAAGGCAACAGGCACCAAAGCUAAGCGACCAGCAUGGGACUUGAAGGGUCGGCUUCAGGACAUGGAGGAACUGCUGAACAAGCAGUCGUCCAAGCGAGACAGUCUGGAGACCCAGUUACAGGAUUACAACAUCCGUAUCGCCAGCCUAGAGUCUGAGAAAAAUAAACUGUACGGGGAUGUCCAGCACAAAGAGGAAAUCGUACACGGGGCUUCUAAACAAAUUGAGGAGUACCAGAGACAGAUUAGAGAACUGGAGACCAAUUUUGACCAGACAAAACGCAAACUACAGAUGGAAAUUGACAACAUUACGUUUCUAAGGGACAGUUUACAAAGACAAAAGGAUUCAUUAGAAGGAGAAGUCAGUGCUAAAACUAUAGAAAUCACAGGACUAAAGUCUUCUGUAGCAGAGCUCCAAACCGCUCAGGUUGGCAUUGCAGCACAGCUCGACGCUACAAAGAUCAGUCUGCAACAGUCUGAGGGUUCUGGGCGAGAAAAAGACAGUAAAAUCAGAGAACUUAAGCAGCUAGUGGCGCUCAUGGAGGCUCAGAUAGAAAGUUUUAAAAUCAAGGAACAAGAACACGAAACCAUGAGGCGUAAACUCCACAACACCAUUCAGGAGCUGAAGGGAAAUAUCCGAGUGUUUUGUCGAGUUCGUCCUCUGCUUGGAGAUGAAUUAUUGGGAAAUGAUGGUACAAUACAACACAUGGGUUUCCCGGACGUAGACAGCAAGAUACUGGAGCUGGAAAAAAUCUCAGAUGCUGGUCUGAACGAGAGUUGUUUGACAGCAAACAGGAAAGGGAACAACAAGUAUGAGUUUGCCUUUGACAGAGUAUUUAACCCUGACAGCACUCAAGCUCAGGUGUUUGAGGAAAUUUGUCAACUUGUACAGAGUGCCUUAGAUGGAUACAAUGUCUGUAUUUUUGCGUAUGGACAAACUGGAUCAGGUAAGACACACACAAUGGAGGGACCUUCAGAGUUCAGUCCUGAGCACGCUGGAAUGAUCCCCCGGGCUGUGGGGCAGAUAUUUGACAGUACCCAAGACCUGGUCAGCAAAGGGUGGCAGUAUGAAUUUGAGGCCUCUUUCCUGGAGAUUUACAAUGAAACCAUUCGAGAUCUCCUUGGAAACAACAGUGAUGACCUGAAACAUGAUAUUAAAAUGACAGGAUCAGCUGAUAAGAAAGAUGUGAUGGUGACAAAUUUAACGUCAGUGGCAGUCAAAUCAGAGGAAAAGGUUCAUGAAUUAUUGAGGAAAGCCUCCCACAACCGGGCAGUAGCCGAGACCAAGUGUAACGAGCGAUCGUCUCGUAGUCAUAGCGUGUUCCGACUCCGAAUCUCAGGGGUCAACAAAAACACGCAGGAGGCUUGUAUUGGAACCUUGAACUUGGUGGAUCUUGCUGGCAGUGAAAGGCUGAAGGAAUCGGGAUCAGAGGGAGCCCGACUUAAAGAGACUCAGGCCAUUAACAAAAGUCUGAGUACACUCAGUAAAGUCAUCAUGGCCAUCGCUAAUAAGGACGGCUACAUCCCGUACAGGGAGUCUAAGCUGACCUACCUCCUCCAGAACUCCCUGGGAGGGAACAGUAAGACUCUCAUGUUCGUCAACGUGUCCCCCAAAGAGGAGUGUUUCCAGGAAACCCUCAACUCCCUCAGGUUUGCCACAAAGGUUAACCAGUGUAGUAUUGGUACAGCCCAAAAGAAAUCAAAAUAAUCAUUGCUUUGUAGGAAGUAUUUUUAUUAGAAUGAAGAAAUAUUUUUUCACACUGUAAAAAAAAACAUUUCAAGUAGUAGAUGUCUAGUAUUGUCAGGAGUAUUUCCACUACUGGUCCUUAUGUUGAUGCAAACACACUUUGUAUGUUCUGUUCAUGAAUUAUCCCUACUUUUGAGCUUUGAUAAGAUUGUUUUAAGCAGAGUUUUUAAAAUGUCAGAAGGAAUUAUUUUUAAUCCAUUUUGCCUAUAAAGGUGUUGGUUUUUAAUAUUAUCUAAAUUUGAUCCUUAAGUUUUUAUAUUCCUGAUACAUAGCAGAUAAUUUUGAAUACGGAUUGGCUUGCCUCUAUACAGUCUAAUUAUCAUGUGCUGAUACUCAGAAUCAUCUAUUGUAUAAACUUAAUUUUUGACCCAGAUGUUUUAAAACCACAAAAAUAAGCUGCAUCACAGUUUAUGUGUAUAUGUGUGUGUUAUGGUGAUUUGUGUAUUUGGCCAGCUUUGUAUAUAGGAAUUUCAGAUCAAUAGCUACAUGUCCAUGUAAUAUGUAAUUCUAAACGUCUUUCUACUGUAUCCUCUUUCUUCCUCUCUAUCCCUCAAAUACUGUAUUACAGUUCUCAGUUUAGCUUGGACAUUUAGUAAGGCUUGGUAUUCUCGGAGCAACGUAAUUAGUGUCUGUCAAAUGGCGAAUAGAUUUUCAUUGGUUAAGAAAUUAUUAACAUUAGGAACUUUAAAUUGUUGUUGACAACCAUGAGACGACUUAUGCCCCGCCUCUGUGCUGUGUAAGAACUUUUAAUUGGCUAUUUGCUACACUAUUUGACAUUCGGCCAAAUUUCUAUCCUAUGUAUAUUUCAACAGUGAAGGAAAAGCUGUGUAAAUUUCUGAAGCUAAUUAUGUAACGUCGAGAAUGCCAUGUCUUACUGAAAAGUCCAAGCUUAACUGGGAAUUGUCCUAUUUCAAUGUCACCAUACACGAUUAGAAAAUAAAAUAUUAUGUAAGAAUUA
Molecule: messenger RNA, 3164 nt
Organism: Saccostrea cuccullata (small rock oyster)
Lineage: Eukaryota; Metazoa; Mollusca; Bivalvia; Ostreida; Ostreidae
Product: carboxy-terminal kinesin 2-like
Exons: 15
Coding region: 89-2167 (692 amino acids)
Biological process (GO): microtubule-based movement
Molecular function (GO): ATP binding; microtubule binding; microtubule motor activity
Source: RefSeq, a predicted model, not a curated record